Molecule: messenger RNA, 1909 nt
Organism: Cynoglossus semilaevis (tongue sole)
Lineage: Eukaryota; Metazoa; Chordata; Actinopteri; Pleuronectiformes; Cynoglossidae
Product: sterol O-acyltransferase 2-like
Exons: 15
Biological process (GO): cholesterol efflux; cholesterol metabolic process
Cellular component (GO): endoplasmic reticulum membrane
Molecular function (GO): cholesterol O-acyltransferase activity; fatty-acyl-CoA binding; cholesterol binding
Source: RefSeq, a predicted model, not a curated record
UCCAAGAGGACAAAGUUCACAGUAAAGCAGCUGAGCAAAGCAGAGGACAAAUAGUCACCAAAAACUACUUUGACGCAGACUUGAAUACGCGCUCGUGCCGCUGCGUCACGGCUUCUUACCCCAGGCUGAUGCAUGACAGACUGAGAUCUUCAUAAUCCCAGACUCAGUUUCUGGUGUAAUCAUGACAACAUCAGCGCCACCUACGGGACUGUUCCACCGAAACCCCAAAGCAUCGAAGCAUCAGUCGGACGAGCUCUCCAACCAUGCCGAGAGCCACAACAGUGUGGAGGAGGUCGAUCUGAGACGGUGGCAAAGACACGCAGAGAGGGUUAAGACCAAAGUCCUGGAGCAGGUCCAGGACCAUCUCAGCGACCUCCUCGACCAAGCGCUGUCCGAGUCCGUCCAGCCUUAUAGACACGGCCAAUCGUCCCCGAAUGGAAAUGUCACAAAAAAGCUCUCAAUGAGAGCUCAGAAAAUGGACAACGGCAAAGUGUUCACGGAGAGGCCAUCACUUUUGGAUGAGCUGUUCGAGAUCAGCCACAUCAGAACCAUCUACCACAUGUUCAUUGCCGUGCUCCUCAUCUUCUGUCUCAGCACACUGGCUGUGGACUACAUCGACCAGGGCAGGUGCGUCCCGCGCCGAAAACCUCUCCUGUGCCCUUUGUGUUUCCCGCUGCUCACAUCUACUCGCCUCAUUUGGUAGUAAAAUCCCCAGACACGUGGGAAUACUGCUUUGUUAUUAUUUAAGAAAGAAAUAACAACGAUUUGUCUUCCUGGCGUUCCAUUUAAUUUCCCUAGUGCACGCCUCACCUCAAGAUUUAAAUCCUACAAGCUGGAGCUGUCUGUGGGGACGGUGUUGAGUUUCGCGGCCGUCCAGACGUACGUUCUGGGCCUGUGUCCGAUCCACGUAGUGGUGGACAACCAGCUGCCUCCAGCCUCCAGAUUCAUUGUAAUACUGGAACAGAUCCGUUUCCUGAUGAAGAGCUACUCCUUCAUGAGAGAAACUGCCCCUGCGAUAAUAAAGAACGUGCCAAAGGAAGGAGAGUCUCCAUCGUUUCCUACAUUAUCCAGCUACCUGUACUUCCUGUUCUGCCCCACUCUAAUAUACAGAGAGUCAUAUCCAAGAAAUACUCACAUAAGAUGGAAGUACGUUGGUAGUACUCUGGCCAUGAUUUUGGGAUGCCUGUUUUACGGCUACUUCAUCCUGGUGCGCCUCUGUGUGCCGGUCUUCAGAAUGGACACCAACCAGCCGUUCAGUUUAAGGACAAUGGUUCUGGCUGUUUUCAACUCAAUACUUCCAGGUAUCAUGCUCCUUCUGUUGUGCUUCUUUGCCUUUAUGCACUGCUGGCUAAACCUCUUUGGGGAGCUGCUGCAUUUUGCUGACAGGAUGUUCUACAAGGACUGGUGGAAUUCCACGUCAUUUGCCAACUAUUACCGUACAUGGAAUAUUGUAGUUCACGACUGGCUGUACUAUUAUGGAUACAGAGACUUCCUCUGGCUGUCGAAGAGGAGAUUCCGCGCAGCUGCCAUGCUUUCCGUUUUCAUCGUCUCCGCAGUCGUCCAUGAAUACGCCCUGGCCAUGGGCUUCGGAUUCUUCUACCCCGUCAUGUUCUGCCUUUUUGCAGUUUUUGGAGUGGUUUUUAAUUUCACUCUGAACGACAAACGUCAGAGCCCCGUGUUCAACAUCAUCAUGUGGACGUGUCUUUUCGUCGGCCAGGGCAUCCAGGUGUGUCUGUACUGCCAGGAGUGGUACGCUCAGAUACACUGUCCGCGGAAAGAGAAUAGCUUUUGGGAGCUGGUGACGCCUCGGUCCUGGUCCUGCACCUAUCAGAGAUGAAGCUGCUGUUCUCGCAAGAUGGCGGAAGGAGAUGGAGAUACAUGCAGUAAACAGACACUAAUGGACAAACAA